Tripterygium wilfordii is the source of this 4317-nucleotide messenger RNA. RefSeq names its product pentatricopeptide repeat-containing protein At5g42450, mitochondrial-like. Gene Ontology annotation, biological process: RNA modification. The coding region runs from base 273 to 2459 and encodes 728 amino acids. The record is from RefSeq and is a predicted model, not a curated record. The transcript is spliced from 2 exons. Gene Ontology annotation, molecular function: protein binding; RNA binding. NCBI's taxonomy places the organism in Eukaryota, Viridiplantae, Streptophyta, Magnoliopsida, Celastrales, Celastraceae.
UCACCUGAUUUUUAUAGUGCCUACCUGGUUAGUGAAUUACUCACAAAUACAGGUAAUAUCACAAAGUAUCCUCCGUUGAUUCCAUCCACAAAAAUCUUGCUCUAACUAGCCUUCAUUUUGACCCGAUACCCAAGUGCCUAAUUUAUGUUAUUCUUCCGACACGGCGACAGGCACCCCUUAGCAUUUUCCUUUCAUAUAUUACAUCCUAUUUUUCAUUGCAUGACUUGUUACCAUCUUCAAUUCCUCGGCGAGUUAAAAGUCUGUUUUGCAGUAUGACAAGCAAUUUAAUAGUGGUGGCAAGCAACCCGAUUAAGAGCUUCAAUGUUUAUGUUGAAAAGUGUCUUAACCUCUUGAAAUCCUUCACAACCCAAAACUCCCUCACUCAAGGUAGAAUCCUUCAUGGCCAUCUGCUAAAAAAUGGUGUUUCAAAAGACAGAUUUAUCGCCAUUAAACUCCUUAUACUGUACCUGGAUUGCAGGAGAAGUUGGGAAGCUAAUGAGAUAGUGAAGGAGUUUAAAGGGUUUGAUAUUGUUGCACAUAAUUGUUUGAUUGCUGCCAAUGUAAAGUACGGAAAUCUCAAGGCGGCUUGUAAACUGUUUGAUGAAAUGCCUGAGAGGAACGAGGUAUCAUGGACUGCGAUCAUUUCGGGGUUUUUGAAAAAUGGAAGAGUAGACGAAUCAAUCUGUUACUUUGAAAGAAACCCAUAUCAGAAUGUGGUUUCCUGGACUGCGAUGAUUAGCGGACUAGUCCAAAAUGGAUACAGUUUUGAAGCUUGGAGGAUAUUUUUGAGAUUACUAGAAUCAAAGGUUAAGCCUAACAGAGUUACUUUUACCUCUGUGAUUAAAGCUUGUGUAGAACUAAAAGAUUUUUGGUUAGGGAUGAAUAUUCUUGGGUUAAUUGUUAAAUCUGGAUAUGAGUCAGAUGUAUCAGUUUCCAAUUCUUUAAUUACAUUAUUCUUGAGGAUGGGAGAAGCUGAUUUGGCAAGAAAAGUUUUCACUCAGAUGGAGAAGAGAGAUGUUAUUUCUUGGACUGCAAUACUAGACGUGUACAUGGAGAUGGGUGACCUAAGAAAAGCUAGAAGAAUCUUUGAUGAGAUGCCUGAGCGAAAUGAAGUUUCUUGGAGUGCAAUGAUUGCAAGGUACAGUCAGAGUGGUUAUCCUGAAGAAGCAUUGAAACUCUUCCAUCAAAUGGUUCAAGAUGGGCUCAAACCAAAUAUCUCUUGUUUGUCUAGUGUCCUCAGUGGAUUGGCUAGCCUUGUAGCUUUGCAAGCGGGGAGGAGCCUGCAUGCUCACAUUGUAAAAACUGGGAUUGAGGAAGAUAUCUUCAUCUGUAGCGCUCUCAUUGACUUGUACUGUAAAUGUGGAGAAACGAAAGAUGGACGCCAAGUGUUUGACUCAGUUGAGGGGAAAAAUGUGGUAUCUUGGAAUUCAAUGAUCAGUGGGUAUAGCUUGAAUGGUCACAUGGAAGAGGCUAAGGAGUUGUUUGAUAAUAUGCCCAAGCAAAAUUGUGUAUCCUGGAGUGCUAUAAUUGCUGGCUAUUUAGAAUAUAAACAAUUUGAUAAGGUAUUCGAAGUAUUUAACGAGAUGCUUUUGGCAGGGGAAAUUCCAAAUAGCUCCACUUUCUCUAGCGUGCUUUGCGCUUGUGCUGGCAUAACCUCUUUAGAAACAGGAAAAAUCCUUCAUGGGAAAAUCAUUAAAUUUGGGGUUCAAUAUGAAGUUUUUUUAGGAACUGCACUAACUGAUAUGUAUGCGAAAUCUGGGGAUAUUGGCAGCUCUAGGGAGGUCUUCAAUUCAAUGCCAGAGAAAAAUGAGAUAUCUUGGACUGUGAUGAUCCAAGGUCUUGCAGAAAGUGGUUUUGCAGAGGAAUCUCUUCUUUUGUUCGAAGAAAUGGAAAGAACUUCGUCUAUUGCACCUAAUGAGCUCAUGCUUUUAUCUGUUCUAUUUGCUUGUUCACACUCUGGGUUAGUGGAUAAAGGACUCAGGUACUUCAAUUCCAUGGAAACGGUCUAUGGUAUCAUGCCGAAAGGAAGACAUUACACCUGCAUGGUGGAUAUGCUGUCUCGAUCAGGGCGCCUAUUUGAAGCUGAAGAAUUUAUUUGUUCCAUGCCAUUUGAACCUGAAAGUAAUGCAUGGGCAGCUUUGUUGAGUGGUUGUAAAACUUAUAAAAAUGAGGAGAUAGCUGAGAGGACAGCGAAAAAGCUUUUGGAAUUGGCCGAGAAAAACUCAGCAGGAUAUGUAUUGUUGUCAAAUAUUUACGCUUCUGCUGGAAGAUGGAUUGAUGUUACAAAUAUAAGGAAAAAAAUGAAAGAAAAAGGAUUGAAGAAGAGUGGAGGAUGUAGUUGGGUUGAGGUCAGAAACCUUGUCCAUUCUUUUUAUUCGGAUGAUGGAACUCACUCUCAUUCAGUUGAGAUUUAUGAAAUUUUAGAGCUCUUAAGGUCUGAAAUGGUGGUCCCUAGGUAAUGUUUCCUAUACCUUUUGGAGUCAGACACUCGGAUGCACUCUUAUUGCAUUAAACUUCCGGGAGGAAAAAUUUGAAGCUUAGGACAGGAAUCAAGAUACUGCAUAAAAGGGAGAGCUACUGGAAUGGAUUUUGCGGUAUCCUGAUUUUGCAAUCUCUAAUGAGGAUGAUUUCAGAUGGGGUAUAGGGAAAAGAGCAUCAUGGUCUUGUCCAGGAUGUUGUACACUUUUACUUGGUCCUAUUUCCUCGACAAAGGACAAUUGCUGUACCUUGCAUACAGUUCAAGGCAUAAGGAUAGCGGUAAAUUGCAGGACUGGAGACCAUUUCAAACCAAUUACUAGUAGCCUUCAAAUCAUCCAAGUAGGUAUGAUCACAUACUUACAAUUGUACAAUAGUUUAUGUGAUACUUUAUUCACAGACUGACUAGGGUUGCUGGUUGGUUUUCUCCUUAAGUUACUGAGCUUAUGGAAGUAUGUGUUUGUGAAGAAACUUGACUGAAUAACGGGUUUGAGCUGCUGUACCUGUUGGUCUGUGUUGGUUUUUUGCAACUCCGGUUAAUUCGGAAUGAGAAGAAGAUUAGCAUGGCCCCUGAGCAGGAAUGACACACAAAUUGAGAAAAAAAGGGGUAGGAUUUUGGAUAUUUUAGUACAAAUUUAGAUUGCAUGAUCUCGUUGAUGGAGGAUAGAAAUGUUGCUAAAUUGUGGCAAACUUUUUUUGCCCUUGGUUGCACUGUACCUUUCUGUCAAAAUGCAUGCCCAUCCUAGCUAGCCACUGUCAACCUAUAACGUCGGAAUUUUUUAGAUAAACUAAAGUUGUCUUAAGUUAUCAUCAAGAGUGCAUUGUUGUAUUUAUAUUUAUAGGGAAGGGAAUGAAGUUGCAGAUAUUUCAGGGUUUGGCCGGGUAGUAAAUUUGCUUCAUUGAACCAAGAGGCCAAAGGUUCAUAUCCUAUCAACAAGCUGUGCCAUGUGAGGAUAAGACUACAUACAUCUUGUCCUUCCCCGACCUAGGAUCCAUUACUGAAGCCUUGUGUGCUAGAGUUGUUUGUUUUUCUUGAGGUUGCUCAGUGUAUCAUUUGAGUUUUGUGAUUCUCUAUUGGCAGUCCCCAUUUUUGUCGUUGAUGUCUUCAGAUCGCUUGAUUGGCCACUCAUGGGAUAUUAGGAUUCAAGCUAGGUGUACUUUGACUGCUGAUAUACUUCAUCACAUCUUGAAAUUCCUUUUGAAAAGAAGAGUUAAUCCUGUCAUACUGUGUUAUAAUUCUGAACUUUGUUCACAGAGGCAUGAAGUACCACCAAGUGUUCUUGCCGAAGAAUGAUUAUUGAUUCUAUUGACAACGUCUUACUUUAACUAGCUCCCACUCGAAUUGGUCGCUAAGCCAGAUCCCCUGCCUGAAUACUUGUUUUUGGUUCUUUUAACUGAGGCGGAGGUCUUUCCUUCUAAACUGGGUGGCUCAUGUUGCAGGACGUUGUGAUUGACAGGAUAGAGAACUGCUUACGCCAUGUACAAGGUUAUGCAGAUGAAUGUGCAGUUUGUGCGGGAACAGGCAAAUGAAGGCUCUAUUUAUUUAUAAAGUGCAAAUCAAAUUUCGAAAAGGUUGCUGCAUUGAAGACUGAAGAGUCUUCGCUGUGGAUAUUUCAUUAUCCAUCAAAAUCAUAGGACAGAAAACCCAAAGCUACGUUGUCUAAUAAUUUUUGUUUAUGGUUUAGAGUCAUUUACUAUUCAUAUGUAUAAGGGAAACAUGUGUAAAGUAGUAAUGUGAAAUAUGUCUUGACUAUACUAUUUCAAUUGACUUAUGUGAUGGUAUGUCAUUUGUCAUAUUUUGGUUUCGUUGGCUAUAUAAAGAUUGUGAAAUCAGACUUCCUU